This is a messenger RNA of Pectinophora gossypiella (pink bollworm), 2571 nucleotides long. RefSeq lists its product as uncharacterized. Lineage: Eukaryota; Metazoa; Arthropoda; Insecta; Lepidoptera; Gelechiidae. The coding region runs from base 136 to 2571 and encodes 811 amino acids. The transcript has 2 exons. The record is from RefSeq and is a predicted model, not a curated record.
UGUAACCGUUUACAACUGGAUGCUAAGCGAGCUGCAUGUUCCGUUGUAAAGGGAAUUGGAGGCUCUAGUAAGUCGAUCCAGGGUUCCGUGAAUAUUUCGUUUUCUUCACGCUUUGAUCGAAACGUCAGUUUCGUUAUGGAGUCCUUGGUGGUGGAUAAAGUAACUGAACGCCUGCCUACUGUCGCAGUUGAUGUUUCCGCACUUUCUUACUUAAGAAACCUACCUUUGGCUGAUGAUACUUACGCAGUCCCUGGAGAGAUUGAGAUGUUGAUCGGGGCUUCAAUUUUCCCGCAUCUUUUGUUGCCCAACAAGGUUCAAGGUCAACACGGUCAUACUACCCCGUGCGCCCUGGAAACCGUACUCGGUUAUGUCAUCGUUGGUUUCGCACCCGCUUUAAUUGAAAAUUACGCUACCGUUUCGUACUGUUGCGCCGCUGAUUCGAUGGAAUACGUCGUUCGUAAAUUCUGGGAAAUGGAGGAGGUCAACGUACCCCCUAUUCUCAGUCCUGACGAUAGGGAAUGUGAAGAAAUCUAUACUCGCACCACCGUCCGUGAGAAAGACGGUCGAUAUGUUGUCGCGCUCCCCUUCAAGGGUGAUGUUUCUUCGCUCGGUGACUCGCGUCUCAUGGCUGAAAGGCGCUUUAUGUGCCUGGAGCGCAAGAUGCAAUCCCUACCAAAGUUAAGGAAAGCUUACGACGAUGUGAUUUAUGAAUACCUGGAUAAGGGUUACAUAUCAGAAGCACCGCCUGAAACAGAUAACGGUAAUGACGCACCGUCUUAUUUUAUUCCGCAUCAUGGGGUCAUUCGGGAAGAUAAGGUUACUUCCAAACUUCGCGUCGUGCUAGAUGCUAGCGCUAAGACUAGUACGUCUGUGUCCCUCAAUGAUAUAUUGUACGGUGGUACAAACUUGCAAGGGAACUUGUACAAGAUUUUAAUAAAUUUUCGGCUAUUUCGUAUAGCGCUCUCCGCUGAUAUCAGACAAAUGUUUUUGUGCAUUGGCAUUCGUGAUUGUGAUCACAGAUUUCAGCGCAUUUUGUAUCGUUUCACGCCUGAAGAACCUCUUAAGAUCUAUCAGUUUAAUCGUGUUUGUUUUGGUUUGAAGUCAAGCCCCUUUCAUGCUUUACGCACUAUCAAACAGCUCACAGCUGAUGACGGCGAUUCCUUUCCCAAGGCGAAGGAAACCGUAGAGACCGGCUUGUAUAUGGACGACUUCGUCUAUUGUGUCGAUAAUGAAGAUGAAGCCGUAGACACCACUUCAGAAGUUAUAGGACUUAUGAAGGCUGGCCAAUUCGAUCUCGUCAAAUGGACUAGUAACUCGCAAAGAGUUCUAGAUUCCAUUCCGCUAUCGCACCGUCUUUCUUCCGUUAAGGAAUUCGAUGAAAGUGACGUACAUAAGAUUCUCGGUUUGUGUUGGUCACCUACUACUGACGUGUUUAGUCUUAAAAUUUGUACUCCCGCAGAAAGAUGUACCAAACGCACCAUAUUGUCUUGCGUAGCAAGAAUAUGGGAUUUGAUGGGCUUCGUUGCUCCUGUGGUUUUGUAUGCCAAGCUUCUUAUAAAGGAACUUUGGCUUAGUGAUUGCGAUUGGGAUGACACCCCUCCUGACAGUAUUGCUAAACUGUGGAUUCGCUUCCGAGAGGAACUGCCCAUUCUUGAGCAGAUUAAAAUACCGCGCCAUGUGGGUAUUACACGGGAUAGUGUUGUGAACAUUAUUGGUUUCGCUGAUGCCAGCGAAAAGGCUUACGGGGCAGUUGUCUAUUUUCACGUUCAAAACGGUGAUAAUAUCACUGUCAAUCUCAUUAGCGCCAAAUCAAAGGUGUCACCUAGUAAGGUCGUUUCCUUGGCUAGGCUCGAGCUUUGCGCUGCCCUAGUGCUAGCUACUCUCAUCGAUACCAUUGUCGAUGCUUGCAACAACCGUCAUCCAAUCGACAAUAUUUUUGCAUUCUCGGAUUCAACCGUAGCUCUUUGUUGGAUUCACUCUUCGCCCCACAGGUGGACUACAUUCGUGGCUAAUAGAGUUUCCAAAAUUCAGUCUUUGUUGUCACCGCAAAACUUUUAUCAUAUUCCCGGUUCAAGCAAUCCUGCUGACUGUUUAUCGCGGGGACUUACUCCGUCGCAAAUAAUUGAUCAUCCGCUUUGGUUCCAUGGACCUUCCUGGACCAAUUUACGCCCUUCCGAUUGGCCUGUCGUAGCUUUCAAUCCGUCGACCAUGUCACAGCCACCGGAAGAGAAGAAACAUACUUUGAUAGUAUCAGCUCCGCCAGAGGAAUCUCCUAUUAUCGUUCUCGCUAAUCGCGUUUCGUCUUGGUCGAAGCUUCUGCGUUGCGUCGUUUACAUGUGUAGAUUCAUGAAAAAAUUACCGUCACGUGAAUACGUGUCCGCCGCAGAUUUGAAUUUUGCUGAACAUCUAGUUCUUCGUGAACUACAGGCUUUACAUUUCUCGAACGAAAUCGCCAACCUGCGAGCUGGCAAACCCUGUUCUCGCACUUUUCAACGCCUCAAGCCGUUCUUGCACGAAGGCUCUACACGGAAUUCGCACCGCACGCUCCGCGAAUUAAAUCAAGGGCUUUAA